AGUCCUCGAUUUACGAACGAGUUCCGUUCCCGCAAUGGCGACGCUGAGUCGGAUUGCACCGACUUCUGUAUUGUAAGCUCAGUGCGAAGCAGGAAGGAGUGCGCGUCGGCGCGAGCGUGUACAGUGGCAAGCGACGGCGACCGGGGAAGAGUAGCGAUUAGCGGAGGACCCGUUGUCGUCCAAUGUGCAGAGGAGCUAAUAAAGCCGUUCAAGCGGCAAAUCGGCGCUUCGUGCCUUUAUUGUUGCCGCGCGACGAGAGAAGGGAGUUAACCCCUGCGUCUCCCGACCACGGUCAGGUGACCGGAGCGGGAAAGGUCAAGAAAUUCAUAUACAAAAAUAAGAUGCUGUACUUCCCAUUACUGCUGAGAGUGUGAAAAAGAUAAAGGCAAAGAUAUGCCCGGCGCACAAACACAGACGAGCGCUAUGCGCUAGCUAAGCAGAAACCACUACGGUGCUGGGACAAAAUGGCGGACGAGGCACGGCCGUCGUCAAGUCCAAACGUCGUAGGUCGAGCGCGUCGCAACUCGAGGACUUCCUGUACGGAGAAUUAGCUCCAGAUGUGCAGUCGUCCUUUUUUUCAGACCGAUACCAGUACGAGCGCUCACUCUUGAGGACUCGCCGAUACGGAGUAUCGAGACCGCCCGUCCCCCGUUGCCGUCGUGGCGAGGCGCAAUUGGCCAAGCGUUGGUUGGAAGGGGGCGAGGAGGAAAAGGACAUUUGGGGGUUAGCCUGACGACAAGGAAUUUGCUAUUUCAUCCAUCGUUACGUCAUCAAUUGUGAAUAUCGUUAAGUACGGUUGGAAAACACAACAAGGGUGUACUUUCUAGACCGUAUGCGUGCGGCCGAUGCCGUGUUGCCGGUCGGCCGAGUCGAAUACUCGCCGACAAACGUCGAGCCUUAUGCCGUUUAUUGAUUCUUGCGCAUAAAUGUCAAACGCCGAGCGGGUCACACGCUCGUUUUCACCGAUGUUGUGAGCGAAACAGAUUCAAUAAAAACCAUCUCGGCCCACCCUACUUUUGGUCUUUCGGCACACAAAAUAUUCACGCUAUCCUCGAACAAAGUUAUUGCAUUGACAGGCACCAUUUCUUACGACGUGCGUCCAUUCAUUUCUUUCCUUGUUGUUUUUGGAAACAAUCUGCUUUGUGCUGCUUUAAGAUCAUCCAAGAUCUCGAUUUUUUUUCUUCCUUUUUUGGGAUGCGUACUUCAUAUUCUGACCUCCGUUUUAGCCCCGCCGGAGGGUCAAAAUAUUAGGAACAGUAGUCGAUAGCGCACGUCCCUCUCAAGUGGCCAGCGCGUGUGUGCGCAUGCGCGUCCGUGUGGUGCGCGCGGGGAUGCUCGCUCGCGCGCGCUAAUGCUCGCUGCUGCCGCGGCCGCGCGCAUCCUGCUUGUCGUCGAUGUCUCGGGAGCGCGCGCGCGUGCAUCACGGACAGUAGUCGCGAGCGUCCUCUUCAUUAUCAUCAUCAUCAUCGUCGUCGUCGUCGUGAGGUCAUCCGGACAGCAACAAGAAGCUGCAAAGGGAAAAAGCUGCGCGUGCGCGAUCGAGGUGCCUUGUCGGAAUCAACAGGACGACAGAAAGGGAGAAGAAAAACAAACAAACAAACAAACAAAAAACAACACAGUCAACGUGUCAACAACGGAGCGUCCCUCCGUGAGAAGCGGACCACACCGGACCGGACCGGACCGGACCGGACCGAGGCAGACACCCAACCCGCGGCCGACGGACGCGCCAAGGAGACCGGAAGCAACUGUGCUCAUCAAUCGGCGGCUGCUUUUAUUGUGAAAAACAAACGUUUCGCACAUGGAGGUGCGCGCGUCCCUGCUGCUGCUGGCGCUGCACUGCGGCGCGGUGGCGCUGUGCGGCUGCGAGCCGCGCGUGCUCAACGUGGGCGCCGUGUUGAGCCAGAAGCGCUACGAGCAGGUGUUCCGCGACGCCGUGGCGCACGCCAACGCCGUCUACGGGCGCGACCGCUUCAAGAUGAACGCCAUCGCCGUCACGCACAAGCCCAACGCCAUCCAGAUGGCGCUGUCCGUCUGCGAGGACCUCAUCUCCAACCAGGUGUACGCCAUCUUGGUGAGCCACCCGCCUCAGUCCAACGACCACCUGACGCCAACGCCCGUGUCCUACACGGCCGGAUUCUACCGCAUCCCCGUCGUGGGCCUCACCACGCGCAUGUCCAUCUACUCCGACAAGAGCAUCCACCUGUCGUUCCUGCGCACGGUUCCGCCGUACUCGCACCAGGCGAGCGUUUGGUUCGACCUGAUGCGAGAGUUCCGCUGGAACCACAUCAUCCUCAUCGUCAGCGACGACCACGAAGGGCGAGCCGCGCAGAAAAGACUCGAAACGCUACUCGAGGAGAAGGAGACCAAGACUAAAAUCAGGAACUAUGAAAGCGUGGACCAACACGGCUUUGACUUCCGGAGAACGCCUAAGGCCGAGAAGGUUCUGCUGUUCGGUUCCGACACCAACCUGACCGCCUUGCUCAUGGAUGCCAAAGACCUGGAGGCCCGCGUCAUCAUCCUCUCCGCCAGCGAGGACGAGGCGACGGGCGUCUACAAAGCGGCCCGUCAUCUCAACAUGACCGGUUCUGGUUACGUCUGGAUCGUCGGAGAGCGAGAAAUGACCGGAAAAGCUUUGAGCGAAGCGCCGGACGGCCUGCUGGGUCUGCAACUGAUUAACGGUAAGAACGAGUCGGCGCACAUCAUGGACGCCGUGGGAGUGGUGGCGCAGUCCCUGCAGGAGCUUCUGGACAAGGAGAACAUCACGGAACCGCCGCGCGGGUGCGUGGGCAACACCAACAUCUGGAGGACGGGACCCCUCUUCAAAAGGGUGCUGAUGUCAUCGAAGUACGCCGAGGGCCUGACGGGUCGCAUCGAGUUCAACGACGACGGCGACCGGCGCUUCGCCACUUACAACAUCCUCAACUAUCAGCAGAAGCCCGGAAGACUCGUACAGGUCGGAAUCUUCAACGGAUCGCAGGUGCUGAUGAACCCCCAGAGGAAGAUCAUCUGGCCCGGCGGGGAGACGGAAAAGCCGGUCGGCUAUCAGAUGUCGACCAAACUUAAGAUCGUGACCAUCCACCAGGAGCCGUUCGUGUACGUGAAGCCCACCAAGACGGACGGAACGUGUAAGGAGGAGUACACCGUCAACGGAGUCCUCAUCAAGAAGGUCAUCUGCACCGGUCCCAACGGAACCAUCCCAGGUCAGCCGACGGUUCCUCAGUGUUGUUACGGCUUCUGCAUCGACCUCCUGAUCAAGUUGGCCAUGAGCAUGAACUUCACCUACGAGGUUCACCUGGUGGCCGACGGCAAGUUCGGAACGCAAGAGAGAGUGAACAACAGCAACAAGAAGGAGUGGAACGGCAUGAUGGGCGAGCUGCUGGGCGGGCUGGCCGACAUGAUCGUGGCGCCCCUCACCAUCAACAACGAGCGCGCUCAGUACAUCGAGUUCUCCAAGCCUUUCAAGUACCAGGGCCUCACCAUCCUCGUCAAAAAGGAAAUCCCUCGCAGUACGCUGGACUCCUUCAUGCAACCUUUCCAGAGCACCUUGUGGCUCCUCGUCGGCCUGUCGGUGCACGUGGUGGCAGUGAUGCUCUACCUAUUAGACCGAUUCAGCCCCUUCGGAAGGUUCAAAGUGAACAGCGAAGAAGAAGAAGAAGACGCCCUCACCUUGUCCUCGGCCAUGUGGUUCUCCUGGGGAGUUCUGCUCAAUUCCGGGAUCGGAGAAGGAGCCCCGAGGAGUUUCUCGGCGAGGAUUCUGGGAAUGGUGUGGGCGGGCUUCGCCAUGAUCAUCGUGGCGUCGUACACGGCCAACCUGGCCGCCUUCCUGGUGCUGGACCGGCCUGAGGAGCGCAUCACUGGCAUCAACGACCCCAGGCUGCGUAACCCGUCGGACAAGUUCAUCUACGCGACGGUGAAGCAGAGUUCAGUGGACAUUUACUUCCGGCGUCAAGUGGAGCUGAGCACGAUGUAUCGGCACAUGGAGAAGCACAACUACGAGAGCGCCGCCGAGGCCAUCCAGGCCGUCCGAGACAACAAACUGCACGCCUUCAUCUGGGACAGCGCCGUGCUGGAGUUCGAGGCGUCGCAGAAAUGCGACCUGGUGACCACCGGGGAACUUUUCUUCCGCUCGGGAUUCGGCAUCGGCAUGCGGAAGGACAGCCCCUGGAAGCAGAACGUGUCGCUCGCCAUCCUCAGUUCUCACGAGAACGGCUUCAUGGAGGACCUGGACAAGACUUGGGUUCGCUACCAGGAGUGCGACUCCAGGAGCAACGCGCCCGCGACGCUGACCUUCGAAAACAUGGCAGGCGUGUUCAUGCUGGUGGCGGGCGGCAUCGUGGCGGGCAUCUUCCUCAUCUUCAUCGAGAUUGCCUACAAGCGCCACAAGGACGCCCGCAGGAAGCAGAUGCAGCUGGCGUUCGCCGCCGUCAACGUCUGGAGGAAGAACCUACAGCCGUACCCGACCGACAUCACCGGACAGAUCAACCUAUCGGAUCCCUCCGUCAGCACCGUGGUCUGAACGCUCGGGCCACGCCCGCCGGCUGCCCGCGCACGAAACUCCGACAUGUGAACACACGCGUGCGUACACAACACACCGAGUGUUGAUUUUAUUUUCAAAAGUGUUUUCGUGUUUCCUGAUCAUUUAUCAGGUGGGCGGAGCCAGUGGAACAGGAAGUGGCUUCUGUUCACUCACUUCAAUAUAAACAUUCAUAACAACUGCAAUGAUAAAAGCGUAUCUGUUUGUCGGUUACAGUGGGAAGGGUAUGAAACAGGAAGUGACCUCAGCAGGAUAUUCGUUCAUAUUUUCUAUUGCGCAAUAUAGCAAACGGUCAACACCACUGGUUAGCUUUAGCAAGUUAGCCUCAGUGUCGCAGCUAUAGAUCUUAAUGUCCCGCCCACAAAGCUCCACAGGUUCCGCCCCCUGACGCUCCCACGGCACGCUGGGAUCGAUGAUGUCAUCAGACCUAUAUUAUGAUGUCACUCUGUCUACCUCCACCGGCCAAUCGACACGCAGCGAAGUCCGCGCAGCACGCUAGCUAACUAGUCAAACGCUUCACACAUUUGUUGUUAGCAUUGAGGAAGUUAGCCACUUGUAGCAUUUUCAGUUAGCAGCUAAUGUUAGCAUGUUUAGCUGGUUUUAUGUGACAGAGACCUGCGACAUCUCAUGCAAACUUCACCACUUGUUCACUGACCACUUGCUCAUGCUAACUCAGCAUUUUAUAGCCAACUCUACAUGUGCGUAUGUGGCUAUUGCUAAUAGACGCUAAUUCAGCCAGUGCACUUUUGUUGUUGACUUUUUAUCAGUAAUGUGUGAAUGAAAUAUUGAUUUACGCUAAUUGUGCUAAUUUAGCUUUUCAACUUGAAUCAGUGAUGUCAUCAAAUGUUUUAAAAUGGGUGUCAGCCAUUUGAGUUCAGAUGCCACAUUCCCCGUUAUUUGAGCUUAAGUGGGUCGAGCCGCUAUGUUCGUGGCCUAAAAAGCUAUAAAUAAGAAAAAUUCCAUUUUGUUUCCCAUUGUUUCGGUGCAAAUAAUAACAAGUACCUUUGUUGUCAUGUUGCAAAAGCCAAUUUCAGAAUGUCAUUGAAGUGGGAAGUGCUCAUUUAAGAGGUCGUCAGUGCGACCUCCAGAGACAAAAUUAGCAAUGUUGCUUUUAUUGAGCAAUAGCAGUGAAUGUGUUCUCGAACCCCGCGGUCGGAUUGGACCCCCCGACGCGCCAGUUGUGGCCCGCGGGCCGUACGUUUAACACCGGUUUGUAGCCGUUUACUCAAAGAUGACGACGAUGUUUUUCGCUCUUUUCUCUGCCACGUGUAGCAUUUCCAGUUAGCCGCUCUUGUUAGCACGUGUAGCUCGUCGGGUGCGCAUACAUCGACGGAGACCUGCGACGUCUCAUGUGAACUUCACCGCUUGUUAGCCAAACACUUGCUAAUGCUAAGUGAGCAUUUAUUAGUGUGUGUUUGAUGCUAAUUCAGCCAAUGCACUUUUGUGAACUUUUAAUCUGUUGUUCGGUUAAAAGAUGGACUUUUCUCUGACGCUAAUUGUGCUAACUUCUAGUGAUGUCAUAGGGUUAUUUUUGUUUUUGUCAAAGACGAUGCUUUUUAUUGUUUACAAGCUGUUUACAUCGAUUUUACGCGUGGUCAAAUGAAACCUUUUUUUUAAAUGUUUUUCAUUUUCCGACUAAGCUAACCCGAAACUUUCUCCUUAUGCUAGCUUAUGCUAUGCCGAUUAAUCAGACUUUUAUUGUGAAAGCCACUCUACUUACACACGCCUCCACUUGUACUUGUAAAAACGCUCAGAUAGUACAACAUCCCAUACCAGCCUGUCAUAUACAAUGGAAAAAAAUGUACUUAAUUUGAACAGUUGCACAUGAAAAAAAAAGUAAGUUGACCACAUUUUAAUGUUGAAAUGAAGUCAAUUCCAAGGAGUGCUUUUUCAGUGUGCGUACUGUACUAGUCAGUCCUGUCAGAGCGUGCCGUCUGCAGUUUAGCAGAAAGCAAACAGUUCUUUUAAAAAAAAAAUAAUAAUAAUGUGUACUAGCUGUUUCUUGACUCCAGUUUACUGUAAAACGUAACACACAAUAAAGACAAUUACACAUGUGUAUUUAACUCAGCACAUAAUCCUAUAAAUACACAACCUCAAUUUAGCUAGCUUAAUGCUAACAAUGCAAAAUGCCAUUGAUGGGCUGACAAAUAACGUCAAUGUCACUUUAAAAGCGCAGAUACAGAAAGAUGAUGCUGACAAGAAUAUUUCUUUCUACACUGCAAAAACAAAAAAAGGCUGCUUUGCUGGGAUUUUCUUUGCGUUAUCUGCAUGUGCGACCACACUGGCCCCUGGAGGCCGAGGCGUACACAACACAUGCAACGCAGGACAGCAGAACACGACCCAACUUUUUUUGUAGGCCACUACAAACAAACAAACAACCGCGGCUUCACAACGAGCUGCACGUCAGAAAGGGCCAACAUAAAAAAAAAACCAUGCCUGAGCGCAAUUGCGUCACUAGGGCCUGUUUUAGCCACCCUCCCCAAAAAUCCGGAAAACUGAAUUGGUGAAAAACUGUUCAAUGCCAAAUCUCCACAAUUACGUACUACGCUUCUCAAAUGUAAGUACUUGUACUCAUACUUACAUCCCUAGCCCUUAGACCUGGAUCGACUUUAGACCUGGUCCAAAGUUAGACCGGAACUAACUUUAGAGCUGAUCUAACUUUAGACCAGGACCAACUUUAGACCUUCUAACAGUCGAAGAUGAGACAAUAAAUUAGGUGUGUCUCUCUGAGACAUAUUUCAUAUUUUAAAAAUAAAAGCAUGAAAGAAUUGAUCAUAUAUUUGAUCCCUUUUGAAAAAUAGGUAUGAAUAUGAUGAUGAUGAUGAUUGUGUGUAUUACCUUAUCUCCACAUGUUAGUGUUUUCCACAUGAAACAGUUAACCCUUGUGAAAAUGUAAUAAUAGUGUUUGAUUUAUGUAAUUUCAUUGCAUCAGAAGUUAUGCUAGUGACAUUUCCCAGCUUGCUAACCUUUGCUAGCGAACAUUUUUAGUUUAUUUUGUGAACGCUAAUGUAGCAACGCAUUAACCUUCAGCUCAGUGAUGUCAUCACGAUUGACGCACAGCAAAUGUUCAUGCUAACACGCCAGUGCGAAGUGUUGUCUUUGCGUGAUGUCCUAUGCUGCGAAGGAGGCGGAGCUAAUGUACAAACCCGCAAUUUUUUUUCUACUUCCUGUCUUGAAAAGUGUGCAAAGUGACUCAUGUUCAUGUCAAAAUAAAAGUUUAUGACUAUAAACAAUCA
Molecule: messenger RNA, 7770 nt
Organism: Phyllopteryx taeniolatus (common seadragon)
Lineage: Eukaryota; Metazoa; Chordata; Actinopteri; Syngnathiformes; Syngnathidae
Gene: grin1b
Product: glutamate receptor, ionotropic, N-methyl D-aspartate 1b
Exons: 21
Coding region: 1799-4516 (905 amino acids)
Biological process (GO): regulation of membrane potential; monoatomic ion transport; chemical synaptic transmission
Cellular component (GO): plasma membrane; NMDA selective glutamate receptor complex; neuron projection
Molecular function (GO): NMDA glutamate receptor activity
Source: RefSeq, a predicted model, not a curated record